Molecule: messenger RNA, 1115 nt
Organism: Jatropha curcas
Lineage: Eukaryota; Viridiplantae; Streptophyta; Magnoliopsida; Malpighiales; Euphorbiaceae
Gene: SDHAF2
Product: succinate dehydrogenase assembly factor
Biological process (GO): mitochondrial electron transport, succinate to ubiquinone; protein-FAD linkage; mitochondrial respiratory chain complex II assembly
Cellular component (GO): mitochondrion
Source: RefSeq, a predicted model, not a curated record
AGCGAAACACCCACAUGGAGUGGAAUUAAAUUUUAUGAGUGACACCGGACUUAAUUCUUUGUGGAUCAAUUAAGGCCACGAUGCGACGACCCCAACGAGGGCCUGCUAGCGGCUGCCUUCUCCGUUCCAUUAAAGCCCACGACACAGCGUCUCCACGCCAUCUCUUUCUCGCUUAAGAUUUUAGUUUUGUAGCUCGUUUUCUGCAGAAAUCACAAGUCGGAUCAAGAAAAAUGGCGAGCUUAAGGAAAGCUCUGGUUAGCGCCCACCGUGUCCUCAAUUACUCCGCUACCCUGAGUCGGAGCUCGAUUGCCACCCUCCCUCCCAUUGGCGGAAGAACCCCUUUCAGGUCUCAAUACGGUUGGUUAUCCCCUUAUUCAACUGUUAAUGAUAGUGAGACGCGAUCUUUGGAUAUUGACCUCUCCAGUGAAGAAAGCAAAAGGCGUUUAUUUAACAGACUGUUGUAUAGGAGUAAACAGAGAGGGUUCCUGGAGCUGGAUUUGGUUUUGGGGAAAUGGGUAGAAGAGCAUAUUUCUUCCAUGGACGAAAAUGGAAUUAAAGCACUUGUUCAUCUUCUUGACUUGGAAAAUCCAGAUCUUUGGAAGUGGUUAACUUGUCAGGAGCAACCUCCAGAGGCAGUGAGCACAAAUCCUGUGUUUUCUGCAGUUCGUGACAAGGUCAUGAACAACCUCAACCGCCAUGCUGCUCCAGAGACACGUGCAAUACCCGGACAACCAUGGGUGAGAGGGUGGGAUGAUAUCAAGAAAAGUCCUGGCAGUCCUGUAGCUGGGAAUCAGUAGCUGCCGGAAUGUUAAGCUGGAAGAUUAUGGGUUGAUACUUAUCAUUUGUAACAGAAGAAGAUGAAGAAUAGUAUAUAAUUUGUCACAUAAUAUCGUCUUUUCCUUCUCAUAAAUACUAAUAUGAUAUGAACAAGAUAAAUGCUGCUGGCUGUAGUGAAGCAAGAAAUUUAGCAGCCUCACCUGUGGGCUCUGCCCAUUUGCUAGUCAAAUAUAUCGUUUUGUGAAAUUUAUGUUAUGGGUUGAUACUUAUCAUUUGUAACAGAAGAACAUGAAGAGUAUAUAAUUUGUCACAUAAUAUCGUCUUUUCCUUCUCAUAAA